AUGAACGUUUCAUCACAACCAGUUGUUUUUCCAACUAAGAAUUAUUCAUCAAUGGUUUUUAAUGCUUCUCCAAUAGCUGUUAGCAAUAAAAUAAGAGCAAUUCAAGCACGUAAAACUCGUCUUACACCAUUACCUAAUGAUCAUGAUUAUACUGAUAUUCGUCGAUUAAAUUUUGGUUAUAAUGGUGGUGUUACAAAUUCUAGAACAGAUAUUUCUGUUUUAACUCCUGAAAGAUUAGUUGAUCGUAGUAAAGAUUUACGUCUUGAUCGUAUUCCUAAACGUCUUCCACCUCGUUCAUCUGUUUUAUCAACAAAUAUUAAUCAACCAUCAUUAUUAUGGCCAGGUUAUCAAGCAUCCAAUGAAAGUAAUAAACAACAUCAAAUACCAUCAAAUCCUCCUACAAUAACAUCACCAACUGCUGUCAGAUCAUGUAAAAAUAAAUCAUUACCAUGUGGUAAAAUACCUGAUAUUAAUCGACGACAAAAUCGUCAAUUAUAUAAUGAUCGACAAAGUUCAUUAACAUUAAAUGAACAACAAAAAAAAACUAUAUUAAGAAAAAAACCUUCACAAAUUCAAAUACAUAAUAAUACAAUAGAAAAAAUAAAUAAUAAUAAUGAUCUUCAAACAUAUGAAACUGAAGAAGAUGAAGAAAAUAUUCCUAUAGAUGAAGAAUUUGAACGAUAUCUUGAAACAGCAGUUGUUAAAUGUGCCGAUUGGCUUAUUAAAUAUGUAUUUAAUCAAACAAUUGAUAAACAAAAUGAUUAA
Rotaria sp. Silwood1 is the source of this 765-nucleotide messenger RNA. The record is from the annotation of a GenBank genome assembly. Lineage: Eukaryota; Metazoa; Rotifera; Eurotatoria; Philodinida; Philodinidae.